CCAAAAUGACAAAAAAACCUAAAUUUCGUAAUAAACGUUUUGAAAAUUUCUAAAAAAAUAAGCUAUGAAUGUUCAAAGUUCUGGGAAAAAUUGCCCGUUUUCAGCAAAAAAAAUAUUUUUUGCCAAAUUUUCGGUGUCAUAACGGCUGAUUCUUAAUUCUGAUUGAAGAAUCAUUCUUUAAUCAAUAUUGUGAUAGUUUAUUACGCAUUUAUUCGUUGAUUAAAGUACAUUUUUGGCCAAUGGGGCACAAAUAAAGGUUACAUUUUUGUGCCCCACUGACUGAAAAUUUUUAGAUAUUUUCUAACCGUCUCAUUACAAAAUUCGGUAGGUUUGGGUCAUUUUGGGUCUAAAAAAGCAAAGUUUCAGAUUUCGGUAGUCCACUUUUAAUUUUCGUACUAAUAAUCUUUGAAAGAAAUAAUUAGUGGUGUUUUCCAGAAUUUUUCAAACUUGUCGCAAAAUUCCGAUCUUCCAAACCGCAUAAUUCCAAAAAGUUCUUACACCUGAUUCGGUCGGAAAGUGGAUAAACAUGUUGAACGAGAGUGACCUUUCAAUUGGAAACUUCUACGAUGCAAAAAAUAAACGAUGCGGGAGAACUUGCCAAACACAGCGUCGUUGUUACGACUUUUGAUACGAUCAAAACUCUGAUGAACUUUCAAACUCUGCAGAAAAUAUCAUUCGAAAGAAUAAUUAUUUAUGAUGCGUAUCCGAUCGAUAAUACGGACACACAAAGAUACAAAGCUUUGCGACAACUUGACGCCACCUACCGCUGGGUUCUAACGGGGAAUCUUCUUCAACAAAAUUUGGCAAACUUCCUCAAACUUGGCGAGUAUGGGGACGAUCAACUCUGGGACACUCAAAUUUGUCCCAUUCUGGAAGGAAAACAGUGCGACGAGAAAACAGAGCUCUCCAAAAAAAUCGAAAAUCUUUUGAAAAGUGUGGAGUUGAAGUUUCCAUUGGAAAAUUAUCGAGAAAUGGAGGUGGGAGCCGACGACAGCCAGUAGACAUUGACAGUCAAUCGUUGAUGGUGGCCAACUCCUCCAAAAUCUAUCUGAUUUUACAACUUUGUCGUAUAUCCCUUCCCCGAAGUUUAUGUGCCCUUUUGAUAUGCCUCCAUCCUAUUCAUGUUGGAAUUAUUUAAAAAACAGUUCAGUUGAAAAAUAAAUGUUGUCUCAAUCAGG
Messenger RNA from Caenorhabditis elegans, 1178 nucleotides. RefSeq names its product SNF2 N-terminal domain-containing protein (gene F19B2.5). Gene Ontology annotation, molecular function: ATP binding. The transcript is spliced from 3 exons. The coding region runs from base 567 to 1001 and encodes 144 amino acids. Lineage: Eukaryota; Metazoa; Nematoda; Chromadorea; Rhabditida; Rhabditidae. The record is from RefSeq and is marked reviewed.